ACUGUUGUCGUGACGUCAGCGGCGGAAGGCGGAAGUAUCAAAGUGGCUUUUGCGCUGCAACGUAUUCUCUCCUACUUUAUUUUCAUCAAUUGUCGAAUGCUUUAAUAACUUCAAUUUGUCACCCUCAGGCGCCAUCCAGAUGAAGGUAAUACGCCACUCUGUGGAGACUCUACAAACAGCCUUGGUUUCGACUUGUAAGGAUUUAAUAGAGCUUUACAGAACGUACAGUAAACAAGAACAACGUCUUUUAGAAGAAGGAGUCCACCCAGGGCGGCUUGGUUCUCUUUUCCAGCCCAUUACAGUGCAUUCAGACUCAGACUGGAUCCCCUCUCACCCAGAGGAGCCUCAAGACUUUGAGAGAUUUUUCAGAGAUCCUCAUAGAAAGACCCUCAAUGCAAGAUGUAGUACUAUUUACAUUCAGACCAUAGGGUCUUUUGGUGACACGGGACCCCAAACAGAGCAGUAUGUAGAAUGGCUGAGACAAUACUGCCAAGCCUUCUUCUACGGGCUGCCUGUUUGUUUGUUACCAGCCGUCUCUGUUGCUCAAACAGGAUGCUCUUUCAGGAUUAACCACAACACCGAAAACCUUCAGUUACUCACUGGUGACCUGCUGCAAUUUUUGUGGAAUCGGAAACCAAAAGAUGCAUUCUGUGUUGUUGGAAUCACAAUGAUCGACCUCUACCCUCGAGACUCCUGGAAUUUUGUUUUUGGACAAGCCUCUCUGACUAAGGGAAUUGGUGUUUUCAGCUUUGCCAGGUAUGAUGACAGCUUUUACACUACAAGUUAUGCAGGAAGGCUGAAGAAACAACCAAAGCAGGGGGACUACUCUUCCUUUGAUGCACAUUACACUCCUCCCAUCACCAGUAUCCUCCUGCUCCGAUCCUGCAAGGUUGUUAAACCCAUCCCCCUGCCCCUCUCCACAAAAUGCUGUUCCUCUCAUUCACUUCAACAAAUAUGUAUAAUUUCUCUGCAGACAAUGACGCAUGAGAUCGGACACAUGUUUGGAAUAAAGCAUUGCCAGUGGCUCUGCUGUGUCAUGCAGGGCUCCAACCACCUGGAGGAGUCAGACCGUCGGCCCUUGGAUCUCUGUCCCGUCUGCCUACGCAAACUUCAGGUCUCAGUGGGGUUUAACAUAGCUGAGAGAUACACGGCCUUACUGCACUGGAUGGAAGAGAAACCAAGUCGAGAAAGAGAGGAAGUGCCUGUUCCCAAACCUACUGAAGCCUUUCAGGCAUCCAAACUGUGGUUGCAGAGAUGCCAAAGGAUACUGCAAGUCAAUGAACGGUUUGAACUAGGAUGGUGGAGCUGGUCAGUGAGUGGGUCCGAGCGGCUGACGCAAUGCUCUCAGCGGGUGGCUCCGGGCUCCGGAUCUCGCCGGCUGACCAAUGAGACUCCAAUCAACGCUCGGCCACACUGUGUGUUUCAGCACAAAAUGCUGGAGGGAUUCACACCUCUGCUUUUGUGCGGGAUGUUGCUGUGCGGCCUGUUCUUCCACCUGGUGUCUGAGCAGGGAGCUGGGUUUAAAAAGCUCAAUAAAAAGCCCAACUUCAUUGUCAUACUGGCUGAUGAUAUAGGAUGGGGUGACUUGGACAUCAACAACCCCGAAGAGAGAACAAACAAUACACCCAAUCUCAACCUGAUGGCCCAGCAAGGACUGAGAUUGUCAGACUUCCACUCUCCGGCCUCAACCUGCUCCCCAUCCCGUGCUUCCAUCCUGACAGGCCGCUAUGGACUCAGGAACGGAGUUACUCAUAAUUUUGCUGUGGGCUCUGUGGGCGGACUGCCUCUGUCCGAAGUCACCUUGCCACAGCUCCUACAGAAGGCAGGUUACUACACCGCCAUGAUUGGGAAAUGGCAUCUCGGCCAUAAUGGGCCAUAUGGUCCUACAAAAAGAGGUUUUGACUACUAUUUAGGCGUUCCCUACAGUAAUGACAUGGGAUGUACUGACGCACCAGGAUAUAAUCUUCCCCAGUGCCUCCCUUGUGAUUCAUGUGGACUUCAGAUAUUAAGAUCAAGGAGGAGUAUAAACGGGGGCUGUUAUUACCAAGUGGGCCUUCCUCUGAUGGAAAACAGCAGUAUCGUGGAGCAGCCCCUUAACCUAUGGACGCUUACGGCACAGUACCAGUCCGCUGCACUCAGGAUUAUGCACGAGAUGAGAGAACGAGGCCAGCCUUAUUUUUUAUACAUAGCAUUAGCUCACAUGCAUGUACCCUUGGCACCACCACUUUCUCCUGAAACACCCACCACCACCAGCCAUUCCCUAUCUGACCGCCUAUUGUAUGCUGCUAGCCUGAGAGAAAUGGAUGGCUUUGUGGGGGCGAUCAGGAGUGCUUCGCACACUGGCGACACUCUCAUAUGGUUCACUGGUGACAAUGGUCCUUGGGAGCAGAAAUGCCAGUAUGCAGGAAGUACAGGUCCAUUCAAAGGAAAGUGGCAGACAAAAAGAGGUGGGGGCUCAGCUAAGAAGACCACUUGGGAAGGAGGACAUAGGGUCCCAACCGUGGCCUACUGGCCUGGUAUGAUCCCUGCAAACUCCACCAGCUCCGCGCUGCUCAGUGGUAUGGACAUCUUCCCAACCCUUUUGUCCCUGGCAGGGGUGAUGCCACCCUCAGACAGGCGUUAUGAUGGGAUUGAUGCCACAGGAGUCCUCCUGCAUGGUGAACAGACUGGUCACAAGGUCCUCUUCCACCCAAACAGUGGUGGUGCAGGGCAGUUUGGUGACUUGCAAGCAGUAAGGGCUGGGACAUACAAAGCUCUCUACAUGACAGGCGCAGCUCAAGCAUGUGGCGGUGACACAGGAACACAGGAGUUCCACAACCCACCAUUAAUAUUUGAUUUGGAGAAUGACAAGGCUGAGGAAACGCCCUUAAAGGUCGGGACGCGUGAAUACCAGGUGUUAGCUGAGAGGGUUGCCCUCUGGAAGGAGGAGUUACUAUGGGACAUCGCCACCGACCAGUCUGUGUCUGCAGCCGACUACUCAACAAAUGACUCUGCGGCGCCUUGCUGCAACUCGAUGCGGCCUGUUUGCCGUUGCCUCAUGCGGGGCUGACGGUGGGAAGAGAAACAAAAGUGUACUUUGGAUGUGUGCUCAGCAAUUGGUGACUCCUGUGCUGUUUGGCAGGUGCAAUGUCCAGGUGGGGACGUGCACACAAAUCAAAGAGAAGCCAACAAAAGGUCAGAGAGUAGCGGUUGUUUGUGAGAUCAAUAAGGCAAAGAGAAAAUAUUUGUGUAGCAAUUUGUGAUUUGAAGAGAAAAACGUCAUUUGUGCCUCACAUGACAAUCAUAUACUAUAUAGUAAUAAUAAUGGUUAAAAAAAACAAACUCAGGACAACCUGUGAAUAAAUUCUGAAUCAACUUUAGUGAUUCUUCAUUGCCAGUAUGGUACAGCUUAAUGUAGUGUAAGGUGUACUAACAGCGCCACCUUUUGGCAUAAUUAUUGUAUUACACGUGUUAUAUACACACACUUUGCACAGAGUAAUAAAAAAAAAAUCUUCAAAAUAUAGUUAUGCAAUGUCAGUUUGCGUUAAUGCUUUCCCCCCAUAGUAAAAAUAAACAUGACAACAUAUUCAGCAUCAUGUCGUAAAUAGUCUCAGGGUAUCGGUGAAAUUCAAGGACUUGUGCACGAACAAGAAAUUCACAUUUAUGCAUUACCUCCUUCACUCAUCUUACAUUGGUGAGUAUGCAAGUUGCCUCUACCACGAACAGAAUUAGUAUCACAACUGCAGCCUCAAGUCACAUAAUACUUUAAAAGUGGAGGAUUUCAAUGCCGUCAUGUGGAAUACUCUCAUUCUGAGGUGAUGGUAACUAAAACUGUGGAGCUCUGUUCAUAAAAAAAAAGCCCUCACCAUAGAUUUGAAUUACACUCUUUGAAAGGAGCCUUUUGAGUAGAAAUAUAAAAAACAAGACAUCUUAUUUUGAGAUUAGAUGUAAUGACCUCUACUGAGGAGGUUUUCACACGCUUCCUUUGGUUUGUUUUCAGCAGGAUUACACAAAAAGCUACCAUAAUUCGCAACCUUUGUGCUGUAAGGUGUAGCACGGGCCUGCUAAUUAAUGAGCAAUGGUACGCACGCUAAAGCGUACAUGUCUACUGGAUGGACUUCAAGAAGGUACAGCAAUGACAUUUCAAGAAGGAGCCUUUUUUUUUUUUUUUUUUUUUUUUUUUUUACCUUAUAAUGCUC
This is a messenger RNA of Dunckerocampus dactyliophorus (ringed pipefish), 4178 nucleotides long. RefSeq names its product arylsulfatase G-like. Lineage: Eukaryota; Metazoa; Chordata; Actinopteri; Syngnathiformes; Syngnathidae. Bases 140 to 3049 code for a protein of 969 amino acids. Gene Ontology annotation, molecular function: metallopeptidase activity; arylsulfatase activity. Gene Ontology annotation, biological process: proteolysis. The record is from RefSeq and is a predicted model, not a curated record. The transcript is spliced from 17 exons.